AUGGAGGAGAUCCACGAGACAUCCUCAUCCACUCGCCUCUGCGACGAAGAGAAGCUACCACCCCGCAAGAUUCCUUGGAUUCGCCGUCACCCAUACCGCACCCUCGGCGCCGUGGCAGGGACUAUCGCUCUCCUCGGCAUCACCCUGGGAGUAGGGUUGAGUGUCGGACUCACAAAUUCUGGAGAUGCACCAGAAUCUUCUCCCACCAUCGUCUCCGCCAAACGAUCUGCUCCUGCCGUCGCUUCAGCAUCUCCAGCAUCAGUUUGCAAACCUGGAGUGCUGAGUGUACUAGGCGGAGUCAAUGUCUAUGCAAACAGCACCCCGCUCUGGCAACCUCUUCCCGGUACACCAUGGCAGAUUGUACUCAGCAGUCCUGUCAAUGCUUGGAAGCCUAUGGUGCCUGCUCUAUCGAUCUAUGAUAUCGAUAUGUAUGGGAACAAUGCUUUGAACAUUCAACAAAUGCACCUUCAAGGCAUCAAGGUCAUCUGUUACUUCUCGGCUGGUAGCUGGGAGGUUUGGAGACCCGAUGCCGGACUCUUUCCACCUCAAGACCUUGGGCGUGAUCUCAGUGGUUGGCCGGGUGAGAGAUGGGUGAACACUGAUAGUAAGAAUGUACGAGACAUUAUGGCAGAAAGGAUCAGGUUGGCGGCUGAAAAGGGUUGUGAUGCUGUUGAUCCGGAUAAUAUGGACGGCUUUGAAACAAACACAGGCUUCCCGCUCAACGCAAACACCGCACUGGACUAUCUCUCCUUUCUCUCCUUGACAGCUGCAAAAUACAACAUGGCCAUCGGUCUCAAGAACGCCGGUUCAAUCGCUGCAAACGCUACUUGCAUGGUCGAAUUCGCCAUCGUGGAAUCAUAUAUUGCUCACGCCGAAUGCGCCAUCUAUCAAAACUUCAUCACAGCUGGCAAACCAGUCUUCCAGAUCGAAUAUCCUCUGGGUGCUCCUGGAUUCGUGAGCACCCAAGCGUUGAAGCAAAGCUGUAAGAUCAAUCGAAAUAUUGGAUUCUCGGAAGUGAUCAAGAGCAAAGAGUUGGGUGGCUGGGUCGAGUAUUGUGAUGGCACUGUGUUCAAUACUCCAACAUACACAUAG
Messenger RNA from Aureobasidium namibiae CBS 147.97, 1092 nucleotides. RefSeq names its product endo alpha-1,4 polygalactosaminidase precursor. The coding region runs from base 1 to 1092 and encodes 363 amino acids. The record is from RefSeq and is a predicted model, not a curated record. NCBI's taxonomy places the organism in Eukaryota, Fungi, Ascomycota, Dothideomycetes, Dothideales, Saccotheciaceae. The transcript has 3 exons.